Hippocampus comes (tiger tail seahorse) is the source of this 1984-nucleotide messenger RNA. Its product is annotated as serine/threonine-protein phosphatase alpha-2 isoform-like. The transcript has 7 exons. Bases 385 to 1362 code for a protein of 325 amino acids. Lineage: Eukaryota; Metazoa; Chordata; Actinopteri; Syngnathiformes; Syngnathidae. Gene Ontology annotation, cellular component: cytoplasm; nucleus. Gene Ontology annotation, molecular function: protein serine/threonine phosphatase activity. The record is from RefSeq and is a predicted model, not a curated record.
CCACUUCCGCCCAACCUUUCACGCUAUCUCUCAUUCAGUCGUCUUUUUUUGGUCGACGGCAUGGUGCUAAGCAGCCACGGCAGAAACAACAAAAUCCAUCGACAAUCCCGUUUGAAUUUGGAUAUCUCCAGAGAAAUAGUUGACUCGGUUCAAUUUCUCAAGUGAAUGUCAGCUAUUCCGUAUUGAGCGACACCGGUAGAAGGCCGUUUGGCUUGCCCAUUCUUCCCCAAGGUUAGCUAGCUCGCUGGCUAACGAUAGCCGAUUAAGCGCUAUCGCAAAAUUAGCUGAUCUGAAAAAAAAGGAAAACAGUCACCCAGGAGUCCGCUGUCACUUACUACUACGCCGUUGGCUUGUAGGUAUUUGUCAAAAGAGUAGAAGGCUAUCAUGGCGGAGGCCGACAAACUGAACAUCGAUUCCAUCAUUCAGCGUCUGCUGGAAGUGAAAGGCUCCAGACCUGGUAAAAACGUCCAGCUGACAGAGAAUGAAAUCCGGGGUCUUUGCCUCAAAUCCAGGGAGAUCUUCCUCAGCCAGCCAAUCCUGCUUGAACUCGAGGCGCCUCUCAAGAUUUGUGGGGAUGUUCACGGGCAGUACUAUGACCUGCUGAGGCUUUUCGAAUACGGCGGCUUCCCACCGGAGAGCAACUACCUGUUCCUGGGAGACUAUGUGGACCGAGGCAAGCAGUCGCUUGAGACCAUCUGCCUGUUGUUGGCGUACAAGAUCAAAUACCCAGAAAACUUCUUUCUGCUGAGGGGAAACCACGAGUGUGCCUCCAUUAACAGGAUAUAUGGCUUCUAUGAUGAGUGUAAGAGACGGUACAACAUAAAGCUGUGGAAGACCUUCACUGACUGUUUCAACUGUUUGCCCGUCGCCGCCAUUGUUGACGAGAAGAUCUUCUGUUGCCAUGGAGGACUGUCUCCGGAUCUGCAGUCCAUGGAGCAGGUGCGAAGGGUCAUGCGCCCCACCGACGUGCCCGACCAAGGUCUCCUAUGCGACCUAUUGUGGGCCGACCCCGACAAGGACGUGUUGGGCUGGGGCGAGAACGACCGUGGCGUCUCCUUCACCUUCGGCGCCGACGUGGUCACCAAGUUCCUCCACAAGCACGACAUGGACCUCAUCUGCCGAGCCCAUCAGGUGGUCGAGGACGGCUACGAGUUCUUUGCCAAGAGGCAGCUGGUCACGCUGUUUUCCGCCCCCAACUACUGCGGGGAGUUUGACAAUGCCGGAGCCAUGAUGAGUGUGGACGAGACCCUCAUGUGCUCGUUCCAGAUUCUCAAGCCCGCAGACAAGAAGCUGUUCUACGGCGGGGGCGGGGGCAUGGGCUCCGGACGCCCCGUCACCCCCCCGAGGAAAGCUAAGAAAUGACCACGGUAGCGGGCCCUUGACCUUUGUCCCCUUCUUUCCUGCCCUCUCUACCUCUCCUUUCUUUCACCAAACAGCCAGAAAUCAAACCUUUACCCAGGGCUCCCCCCCCCCUCCACUUUUUUUUACCUGUACUUCUUAAAACAUUUUAUGUUACAAAUUGUCUGAACGAGUGACGCCCCCUGUGCCAGUGAAUGUUAAAAUGCUGGGCAAGUUGUGCGCGUGGUGUGAGAGUAUUAGAGAUUUCUAACCCCUCCCCCCUCUCUCUCCUGCCAUUUUCCUGUGGAAAGGUUGAAACCACAGAGUGGGUCUGUACAUCGAUUUGACUGAAAAUUGGCAGCAGACCCCUGCCAGCAGCUGGCAUGUGUGUCCUCAUGGAGGGGGGGUAUUUUGUUUUCCCUGUCCUGCCGUACUGUAAAAUUUCCACGUGUGUGCGUGUGAGCACGCACGUAGCCCAUGCGCACACACUUCCACAACUUUUCAGAUUCAUAUGAGCCAGAGCUGUAAAAAAAGAGGAAAAAAACAUACAGUUUAGGUUUGUACAGAUUUGAUUACUUGAGAUUUUUUUGUGAAUUCGUUUUGUAGUCUUUCAUCAAGUUGACCAAUAAAGCGAGAAUCUGAGUUA